Messenger RNA from Alternaria arborescens, 270 nucleotides. RefSeq lists its product as hypothetical. Gene Ontology annotation, molecular function: RNA binding. The coding region runs from base 1 to 270 and encodes 89 amino acids. Lineage: Eukaryota; Fungi; Ascomycota; Dothideomycetes; Pleosporales; Pleosporaceae. The record is from RefSeq and is a predicted model, not a curated record. The transcript has 4 exons.
AUGUCAUUAAAGAUUUAUGUUGGAAACCUUGGGUGGAGUACCACUGAUGACAGCUUACGCUAUGCUUUUGCGGAAUAUGGCAAUGUCGUUGAUGCUAUUGUCAUGAGGGACCGUGAUACUGGCCGCAGCAGGGGCUUUGGUUUCGUCACUUUUGAGAGUUCUACUGAGGUGGAGACUGCUGUAUUGUCCAUGAACGACCAAGAAUUGGAUGGCCGAAGAAUCAGGGUGAACCGGGCUAACGUGAGAAGCGGUGGUGGAAGUAGCGACUAG